Messenger RNA from Juglans regia (Persian walnut), 1555 nucleotides. Its product is annotated as putative wall-associated receptor kinase-like 11. The coding region runs from base 14 to 1555 and encodes 513 amino acids. NCBI's taxonomy places the organism in Eukaryota, Viridiplantae, Streptophyta, Magnoliopsida, Fagales, Juglandaceae. Gene Ontology annotation, biological process: protein phosphorylation; cell surface receptor signaling pathway. Gene Ontology annotation, cellular component: plasma membrane. The record is from RefSeq and is a predicted model, not a curated record. Gene Ontology annotation, molecular function: protein serine/threonine kinase activity; polysaccharide binding; ATP binding. The transcript is spliced from 2 exons.
GAAAGAGAUCUAUAUGGCAUUGCAAAUGUUACUGUUUCGAAUGCUUGUGUUAGUCAUGUGCUCAGUCAAUGCAUUCGCGGGAGCAUCGAACGUAAUAAGCAGUUCAUGUCCACAAGACUGUGGGAAUAACGUUAGCAUUCCAUACCCUUUUGGAAUCGGAAAAGAUUGCUACGUCGGAGAUUGGUUUGAAAUAGUCUGCAAAAAUAGGUUUCCAAAACCCUUUUUGAAGAGGUUCGACCUGGAGGUGCUGGAGAUUAACAUAGAUUUACGAGGCACAGUUCGCGUCAGCUAUCCCAUAUUUUCAAACUGUACCAAUGUCACGAACAGCAAAAAUAAUCUGGAGUUAGAGAAAAGUCCUUUCGCCUUCUCCGCCAACGAGAAUAGCUUCGUUGGCAUGGGUUGCAACAACUCUGCCUCGUUGCGAAUGCGGUCCUUGCUCGAUGACACGUUGUCAUUUAGUGGGUGCACAACCCCUUGUGACAGAGGUCCAUUCACAAAUGGAAGUUUUUGCAACUCCACAAACUGUUGCCAAAUUACAAUCCCUUCUAAUCUCCAAGCAUUCAAUACAACUAUGGAGUCGAAAAGUAGUAGUGAGUACUGCAACUAUGCAUUUUUGGUCGACCAGAAUUGGUUUGAGAACAAUUUCACAGAGAGCCGAAUCCAAACAUUCAAAUAUAUAGGUGUUAGCGCAAGCCUUGGUGUCUUAUUUCUGAUUUCCGGUGGAUGGUGGUCAUACAAAGUGAUAAAGAAAAGCAUGAGGAUUAAACGCAAGGAGAAGUUUUUCAAACGAAAUGGUGGACUACUGCUAGAGCAACAACUAUCUACAUACAACAAAGACAAUGUUGAGAACACCAAACUGUUUAAUUCAAAGGAAUUGGAGAAGGCCACUGAUCGUUUUAGUGCAGAUAGAAUAAUUGGACAUGGUGGACAAGGCACUGUUUACAAAGGUAUGUUGGCUGAUGGAAGAAUUGUUGCAAUAAAAAAGUCCAACGUAAUUGAUGAAGUGAAACUUCAAGAAUUCAUAAAUGAAGUCGUGAUUCUUUCACAAAUUAAUCAUAGGAAUGUGGUUAAGUUGAUUGGCUGUUGUUUGGAAACAGAAGUUCCGCUUCUAGUUUAUGAAUUCAUUCCUAAUGGAACUCUUGCCCAAUAUCUCAAUGGCCAAAAUGAGGAGUUUCCACCAACAUGGGAUAUGCGUUUACGAAUUGCUAUAGAAGCAGCAGGGGCUCUUUUCUACUUGCAUUCAGCAGCUUCUUCACCAAUUUACCAUCGCGACAUUAAGUCUACAAACAUCCUCUUAGAUGACAAGUAUAGAGCAAAAGUUGCAGAUUUCGGAAUUUCAAGAUCUGUUGUUAUCGAUCAAACUCAUCUAAGCACACUAGUACAUGGAACUUUUGGAUAUGUAGACCCUGAGUAUUUUUGGUCAGGCCAGUUUACAGAUAAGAGUGACGUUUAUAGUUUUGGUGUUGUUCUUGUUGAGCUCUUGACCGGAGAAAAAGCUAUCUCAUCAUCAAGAACCAGAGAUAUCAAAAGUUUAGCUGCAUUUUUCGUUAUUUAA